GACUUGAUUAUACUAAUCCGGAAAGGCCGAAUUCUAUUCACAUGGAGCCUCCUGCUGGAACAAGACCAUACCGUUCACACAAGUUUCCCGCUUGUACAGCUUGCCGACAACGCAAGAUCCGCUGCCAUUUUGACCAAGUUGCUGCUCAAUGCACGCUUUGUCGGGAAAAGGGCUGGCAAUGUAUUACUGCUUCUCCGGGUCCCAGUGCACAAAAGCGUGAACGUGCAUCAACUUCUGGUCCAGGGGAAAGACCUGCGAAGCGUACAACCCAGAGUCUAGGAGCGACUGAGGAUGGCUCACCGCGAGUCCAAGUCAGACAACCUUCUCGUCAGGCUUCGGUCAUAGGCACUCCUGCUGAGGCUUCGGCAGAGAUUGCCCAGCCAUUGGAUCAUCCUAGCACGGAGUCGACUGUUAUCGUCGGUCCUGUAUUUCAGGAGGAUAUCCAAAUUCUAGGACCAUAUCUUUCGAAAGGAAAUGAAGCAAGACAAUCUUCCAAAGAAAGGCAAACUACUUCAGCUGGACCGGGUAGAAACCCGUUACUGUAUCUUUCCGUGCCUCGACGCAGACGUGGACUCCAGCCAGCCAAGGAUCCUGGUUCUGGACAGAAGCUUAUCAUACAGCAGCUUGUAGGCCCAUUUGCCGGUGACCUUGUUGAUCUCUACUUCGAGUAUGCCCACCCGUGCUUCCCAAUUCUUGACGAAUUUGCUAUCAGAAAACAUGGAGCAGCCAACGUGUCUUCAGCUCUUUGGUCUUAUAUCAUUACCAACGCAUUUUCCUCGUGGUAUCAGUCUCCUAAGCUGAGGAAACAUCCUCGGCCUGAUCCAAUCUACGCAUGCAAUGUUGCUGUUGCUGCACUCCAAGAGGACUUCAAUGAGUCAAGUGUCUCAACAAUUCUCUGUAGCGUACUGGACAUGAUUGGUCGUCCUAUCAACUCCAUUGUGGGCAACAUCAUCAAUGAGGGCAGGACGAUAGCACUCGCUCACACUUUUGGCAUGAACCGUAACCCGACCCAUUGGGGAUGUUCAGAUCACGAGAAAAGAUUGAGAACACGCACAUGGUGGGCAGUCUUGAUCACCAACAGACUGUCUGCAUUGGCUCAUGGCACGCCACCCACCCUAACAAGGGGUCAAUACGAUGUACCACUACCUACGUAUGCAACUUUGUUAACACCGGACAAGGACACCGAGUAUCGCCGUCAGGGUGCAGAGCACUUUAUCCAGCUAUGCAAGUUGUGCGAGAUACUAGGCGAUAUCAUUCAUAUUGCUACUGAUCUUCGCCGACCUUUCGAGGCCAGAGUCCCACGAGAACUACGGAAACUCGAAUGUGAUCUUGAUGAGUGGGAGGCAAAUCUGCCAUCAUACUUUACCAAACCCUUGGAAGAAGGCAAGGGGCCAGGAGCAUGCAACUUGCACUUCUGUUUCCUUUCGACCAAACUUAUGCUUGCAAGGACGGCAUUGAAGGUCGCAUCUGAUGGUCAACAACCAGACAACAGUAGCGAACACCUACGAUAUCGUCUAUCCGUCCUCCGCAGCUCGGCCCGGGAAAUCGCAGACUUUGUUUGUGCCCUCAAGAGCCAACAUCUCGCCGAAUUUUGGCUACCAUAUACAGCACAUCUUCUGGCCUCCUCAGCUAUGAUUCUCCUUCGCUGCACAGUCGAAACAACAGACACACUCGCCCGCGAAACCUGUAAACAAAGUCUCGAAAGCCUACGCAAACGCCUACGCUCAGCCCGCGACGAAGACGAUUGGGAUCUCGCUGACAUUUUCCUAAAUCAAUGCGAUGAACCCAUCUCCCGUGUAAUCGGCAAACUCGACAACCCUACCACUUCAUCCGCUGCAGCACCGAUUUCUCCUCGACCUCCACAACAGGAGAAUAUUCAUGCGGCUAUUAACGUGGAGGAUGUGGUGUUGCAACCUCUUCAGCAGGAUUUCGUGUUUGAUUUUGCUGGAGGUGGUUUAGGGGGAGCAGAUCUGGGAUUCUCAUUUGAAGGUUUGGGAUUACCUUUUGAUUCUAGUCUUUGGAAUGGUGGGUUCGAGGAUGGUGGUGAUGGCAUGGGCGGGUUUUAGAAGAUGAUCUGAGUGAAAUGAGGAUAGUGCCUUUCAAGCUCUGUCAACACUUUUGCACAUUCACUCGGUCAUUACAAGUACCCUAAUGCCGAACUUAACCAAGGGGUGGUCACACUAAUCUAUCGGACACCACUUCUGCACGUGACAAUUCAUCAAUUCCCUUGC
This is a messenger RNA of Aureobasidium pullulans EXF-150, 2231 nucleotides long. RefSeq lists its product as uncharacterized. Gene Ontology annotation, molecular function: DNA binding; zinc ion binding; DNA-binding transcription factor activity, RNA polymerase II-specific. Gene Ontology annotation, biological process: DNA-templated transcription. Bases 42 to 2066 code for a protein of 674 amino acids. The record is from RefSeq and is a predicted model, not a curated record. Gene Ontology annotation, cellular component: nucleus. Lineage: Eukaryota; Fungi; Ascomycota; Dothideomycetes; Dothideales; Saccotheciaceae. The transcript is spliced from 6 exons.